Messenger RNA from Cercospora beticola, 1239 nucleotides. Its product is annotated as nitroreductase family protein. Gene Ontology annotation, molecular function: oxidoreductase activity. Lineage: Eukaryota; Fungi; Ascomycota; Dothideomycetes; Mycosphaerellales; Mycosphaerellaceae. Gene Ontology annotation, biological process: cellular response to oxidative stress. The record is from RefSeq and is a predicted model, not a curated record.
CGCUGCCAUGUGAGGGAAAGUGAAGUCAAAUGGUGUCUGCUUACCAGCAAAAUUAGCACAGCAAUUACGCCAUGCACUACCGCUCGUGGAGGGGCGUCGGUCUUCUUACUGCUCCAAUCGCAGUUCUGCUUGCCUACUUCUUGUUGUCGUUAGCUCAGCACCAUUCCGACGCAACUAUGUCUUUCCGACUUGCGACUACCCCACUGCUGCUCAGCAGACUUCUACCGGCUUCGGUCACGAGAACUAACAGUAGUAGCUUCCUUGUCCCUGCCGCGGCUUCGUUGUUACAAAAGGCUUUCUUCCUCCCUACGACUAUUCCCUCAUCCACUUCUGCUCCAUUCUCGAAGAACUCUUUCAGCACUACCUCAUCAAACAUGGCCUCCACCAAGCUCUCCCUCAGCGAGGCUAUCUCCCACCGCCGCACCAUCUACCAACUCACCAAGGAGUCUACCAUCUCCGAUGACCGCCUGAAGGAGAUUGUCUCGCAGGCCAUCCUCGAUGUGCCUUCGAGCUUCAACUCCCAAUCUACCAGACUCAUUGUCUUGGUGAAAGAGAAGCACGACCAAUAUUGGCAAAUCGUGGAGGAUGCUCUGAGAGCUAUUGUCCCAGCCGAUUCGUGGGCAAGCACAGAGGGCAGAAUCAAGAUGUUCAAGAAUGCAUACGGAACUAUCCUGUUCUACGAAGACCGCGAAGUCGUCAAAGGCCUCCAAACCAAACUCCCCAUCUACGCCGAUAAAUUCCCUCAAUGGGCCGACCACACUAGCGCCAUGCACCAAUACGCUCUCUGGGUUGCAUUGGAGGCUGAAGGGCUGGGAGCGAACUUGCAGCAUUAUAACCCACUGCCAGAUCAGAAGGUCUCGGAGCAGUUUGGUGUUCCGCUUGAGUGGAGUCAUGUGGCACAAUUGGUCUUUGGAAAGCCGGCGGAGGGUGCACGAGAGGGACUCCAGAAGAAAGACCAGAAACCUGUGGAGGAGAGGGUGCAGUGGCAUGGAUUUUAGAUUGAUGGAGGGACGGUUUGUGGGGAAUAGAUCUUAGAGGAUAGAUGAGAUGGGAUGAUACACCAUGGGAAUGAAUGAUGAAAUGCUGAAGUUUGAAGGUCUAGGGAAAAGGUCGUUUAUCGGAUUUACCACCACUUCGACCACUUCUGCCAAAAGCCUUCGUGCUUAUCAUCGGCUGCUGACAGACCAUAGACAUCACCUCUGUCGUAGAAGACCAACACCGCCUCACUGCCUCGGACGC